Molecule: messenger RNA, 1677 nt
Organism: Stegostoma tigrinum
Lineage: Eukaryota; Metazoa; Chordata; Chondrichthyes; Orectolobiformes; Stegostomatidae
Gene: ndr2
Product: nodal-related 2
Exons: 3
Coding region: 14-1267 (417 amino acids)
Biological process (GO): BMP signaling pathway; SMAD protein signal transduction
Cellular component (GO): extracellular region
Molecular function (GO): type I activin receptor binding; cytokine activity; growth factor activity
Source: RefSeq, a predicted model, not a curated record
UGCAUCCGGAGAAAUGCAGUUCCCAGUACUGCUCGCAUUGCUUUCUAUCUCAAUGGUCCGGGCCAUUCCAGCAGGCAAGUGGCCCUGGCGUGUGCUGGAGAGCAAACCGGGCCCCCCGGCCAGUUUCAGGGAGGUGGCUGCCUUUAUCAAGCGCCUGGAGGCACGCAACAUUAGCCUGAGCCUGCCCUCGCACAUGCUCAGCCUGUACCGCAGUUACAGCUCGGGCAAUUACAGCGGCCUUUUGGCCCACGAACGGCCCGUGUUACCGGAGGCGGACACCGUGCGGAGCCUGGUGGCAAAAAGUUUCCAUCACAAUGGAAGCCGGUGGAUUGUCACCUUUGACAUGUCCAUGCUCGCAGCCAAUGAGAAGCUUCAGUUUGCCGAGUUGAGGAUCAGUGUGCCUGCCUUUGCAGAGUCCUGCUCUCUCCUGGAGCUCCAUCACCAAUCAGAGUAUCCAUGCGGACCAGCUACCUGUCAGGACCAGCUCUUCUUGGGCUCCUUCCCUCCUGCCUCAGUGCUGGAGGAUGCUGAAGGCUGUGCCAUUUACAAUGUCACCAACAUCCUGAGGCACUGGAUCAACCGCAGAAAGCCCAGAGGCAGGGGCAGGCUCACUGGACUCCAGUGGCCAGAGAGCCCAGUCUGCAGAAGCAAGAGGUCCCUCCCCUCCACCAGAACUGACAGCAAGACAGAGACCAAGGAAACAGCACUGCUGCUGGUGUUUUCCCAGAGACCUGAGCAGAGCUGCUCAGAGAGUUCCUCACUGCUGAAAGACGCCAAUAGCUCCAAACAUGUGCGGAAGCCCCGAAAGAGAAAGGGAUGCUGGCUGAAGCCGAAGGGCCAGGUGGUACGGCAACAAAAGAGGACUUGUGUCAGAGGGCAUAGGAAGGGUAGGGCUGAACACAGCGGAACCCCUAUUCGACGCCGUCCCCGGCAUCACAGUAGGGAUGGCAAACUGAUCCGAUGCCGGAGAAUUGAUUUUCAUAUCAAAUUCGAUAAGAUCGGCUGGGGUGCCUGGGUUAUCUUUCCGAAGAUGUAUAAUGCUUUCCGCUGCGAAGGAGAAUGCCCAUCACCAUCUGGGGAGAAUGCCAAACCCACCAACCAUGCUUACAUGCAGAGUCUGCUCAAAUUCCAUCGCCCCACACUGGUGCCAGCCCCUUGCUGUGUUCCCAUCAAAAUGAGUCCUAUGAGUAUGCUGUACAAGGAAAACGGUGAGGUGGUGUUGCGUCACCACGAGAACAUGGUCGUACAAGAAUGUGGCUGCCGCUGAUGAAGUUACCUGCUUUCAUUUCACCAGUGUUAUGAAAUCAACAAGGGUAGUGAUGUACAUUGGGUCUCUGCUCUGCUGUGAUGCCUCGUACAACUGAACUGCCAAAUAGCCAAAUCUGGGCUUGGAGUAGUGUCAAGGUUGAAGACUGAAACAAUUUCUGUUGGCAGUGCCAGGUUUUGACUGAACUGUGAUGAUUCCAGCAGUCAGUUGGACAUUGGAGGAUGCCUGGUGAUACUAAUUCUCAGGAAAGAGACCAUGCCUCCAUAAAUGUAAGGCAUGGAUAGCAGGAAAGGGGAUGGAACAGAAAGAUAGAAACACGUAUGAUUGUGAGAUAUUGUAAAUGAUCAAACUUGAAAAUGAUUUCUGAUUUUUUUGAGCUCUUGUUUAACAUGCAAUGUCUCCAUUUAAAU